This is a messenger RNA of Petromyzon marinus (sea lamprey), 2145 nucleotides long. RefSeq names its product SWI/SNF-related matrix-associated actin-dependent regulator of chromatin subfamily D member 1-like. The record is from RefSeq and is a predicted model, not a curated record. NCBI's taxonomy places the organism in Eukaryota, Metazoa, Chordata, Hyperoartia, Petromyzontiformes, Petromyzontidae.
UUUCGUCUGGGUUUUUUUACCCCCCCCCACCCACAACCCUCCCCGCCUCCCCUCUCCUCCGUCUCCUUAGCGCAGUAUAUCGCCUCCCCAUCCACCACCACCACCUCCUCCUCCUCCUUUCUCCCUCCAUCCUUUCCCUGUGAUGUUCUCCCACCCCCAGCACCGUCCUCCCCUCGCCGAUUAAAACACGGGCCGAGCGAGGUGGCCCCCCCGGCGUUACCACCCCCCCCAUGGAGAAAAAGCGGGCGGGGAUGCCGGCAGGCAGCCGGCUGGCUCCUCAGGGGACACCUAUGGGUCCUCCGUCAGGCCCCCCAUACGGAGGGAGUGGGGCGGUGCGCACGGGCAUGCUUCAGUCCGUCAUGGAGCCCUCUCGCAAGCGGCCGGCUACUCAGCCGCUCACGCAGCAGCCGGGACAGCAGUCCCAGCAGCAGCAGCAAUCGCAGCAGCAGCAGUCGCAGCAGCAGCAGCAGCAACAGGCACAGAGCCGCAGCCGCAGCACCAAGAAGAAAAAGAUGGCUGAUAAGAUUCUGCCGCAGAGGGUGCGGGAGCUUGUUCCCGAGUCACAGGCUUACAUGGACCUGCUGGCUUUUGAGCGCAAGCUGGACCAGACCAUCAUGCGCAAACGUCUGGACAUCCAGGAAGCUCUCAAGAGGCCAAUGAAGCAAAAGCGCAAGCUGCGGGUUUUCAUCUCGAACACGUUCAACCCAGCUAAGCCAGAUGCAGACGAUGAGGAAGGCAGUGUGGCAUCAUGGGAACUACGUGUGGAAGGACGACUGCUGGAUGAUCCUGCCUCUUCCAAGUUUGAUGCCAACAAGCAGAAGAGAAAAUUCUCAUCUUUCUUCAAGAGUCUAGUUAUUGAGCUAGACAAAGACCUUUAUGGACCUGACAACCAUCUGGUGGAGUGGCACCGCACAUCCUCCACCCAGGAGACAGACGGAUUCCAGGUGAAGCGUCCAGGUGACGUCAACGUUCGUUGCAAAGUGCUUCUCAUGCUGGAUUAUCAGCCCCCACAGUUUAAGCUGAACUCACACCUGGCUCGCUUGCUGGGCAUCCACACCCAGACUCGGCCCGCCAUCAUCCAGGCACUGUGGCAGUAUAUUAAGACACAUCGCCUGCAGGACUCUCAUGAGCGCGAGUACAUCAACUGUGACUCCUACUUCCAGCAGAUUUUUGACUGUCCGAGGAUGAAAUUCUCUGAGAUUCCUCAACGGCUUCAUGGACUCCUGAUGCCUCCAGAUCCCAUUGUCAUCAACCACACAAUCAGCAGUGUUGACCCGAAUGACCAGAAGAAGACAGCAUGUUAUGACGUGGAUGUGGAGGUGGAUGACAUGCUGAAGGCUCAGAUGAACUCAUUUUUGCUGUCGACAGCAAGCCAGCAGGAGAUCGCCGCCCUUGAUAACAAGAUCCACGAGACAAUUGAAACGAUCAAUCAGCUCAAGAUCCAUCGCGAGUUCAUGCUUGGCUUCGCACAAGACCCACAGGGUUUCAUCAACGACUGGCUGCAGUCACAGAGCCGCGACCUCAAAACUAUGACAGAUGUUGUGGGGAACCCUGAGGAGGAACGGCGUGCUGAGUUUUACUUUCAGCCGUGGUCGCAGGAGGCUGUCUGUCGCUACUUCUAUUCCAAGGUGCAGCAGCGCAGACAGGAGCUGGAACAAGCCCUUGGCAUCCGUAACACCUAACUGCAUCAAGUUUGGCCAGCCACAGCCAUUCCCUGCACAGUAUUCGUCCAAUGCACAUGCGCGUAUGCCCACACGUGGUUAAAAACCAAAUUGCUUAUUACAUUUAAAACGUGAAACCUAGUAUUAAUAUUGAGCCUCCCAAGCAAAGCUUCGGGAUGAUUUUUUUUCACUCAAAAAAAGUAAUGUGAUUUAUUUUAAUAUAGUAAUUAUUAACAGCAUCCGUGUAGUGUAUAUCUGCUUGAAAACAUGCACUGCUUUAACUGCCGUAAAGUUUGUACUGCUUUAUAACAUUUGUAUUGUGUAGCCUCUGUGAGCUUUUUGCAAGCCAUUUGCAAUAUCUUUAUAAUAGCGCAUCUAUGUUUAAAUCAGUGUUUUUUAUCUGACGUUAAGGGACCAAGGCACAAUAUUUGUGGUGCACUUUGAAUGCCGAUAAACUGAUGGAAAUAAAGCUUUUUUUAAUGUC